AUGACUUCUGGUGUCCAUGUGCAGCAAGCACAUGCCGUGCAUCCAGUGAUUAGCAUUUUUCUGGAAACUUUUGCUCGAUGUAAUCCUCCAAUUCAUAUCGGUGCUCGACCUGUUGAGUUUGUCGCCCAUCAUUACCAUGCCUGGCAUCGAGGCAUCCUGCUUUUGGAAAAUCAGGCUUUGUGUAUACCAAGAAUGUUGGGUAAUGCUGCUCUCACACAGCAGCCGCUGGAUCCGAUACUCCAAGAACAACUGGAUGUACUAGACUAUCUUCGAUCACUCUAUUCUGAAUUGGGCGAAUUAGAUCAGUAUGCGGCUGUAUGGAAUCGCCGAGCGCUCACUACUGAUACCACGAAGAUCUUAGCUUUGCAGCAGCUUGGGGAUGUCGAAGAUGCCUUAGAACUCAGCCAAGCUUCAGCUAGUUCGAUACUGCAUAAGAUGGAGAGUCAGUUUGGUAAGAUCCCAUCUGGCCAACCUGCUUCUAAGGAGUACGAUUUUCUGGAGGAGUCAUAUAUUCAAUGCACGAAAGAGUUAUGUCGAUGGCGUGUGCUUUGCGAUAUAGCUAAAAGUUCUCAUGUCGAGAACCCUGAGCUUCUCCUUGAAUCUGCUGUACAUCUUCCGGAUUGGUAUCUUGCGCGACAAUGUCGUGAUCAGAUUCUUGCUUGUACACGCCCUGACUUUGUUAUUCCAAGCAUCACUUAUGGAGCUAUGCUUGGAGUUUUGGGAGAUCCCGAAGAUGGUCCGCUUGUACCAGCCAAGAAAUUAGUUGAUGAUGUGACACAAGCACUGGUAGUAGGCUGGCGUGUUCUACCUCCGAUAUUGACUCAUGCGCAUAUCAAACUUCUGCAAGCCAUGACAAUGAUUCGCGAAGUUGGGGACGUUCUAGACCUGAAAAGAGCUCUAGAUGUUGGAAAUCAGAAUUGUAGCGCAAUAAUGCAAGAAAUGAAAACUGUCAUAAAGAUAUGGAGAUCGCGCACCUACUCGCUUUCGGAUGAAAUGUCCUUUAUAUCUCUAAUGUAUGAUUGGCGAAGCCAGAUCCACACGAUGAUGGUGCAGCGAUUCCAUGACUGGGAACGGAGCGGAGUGAGUGUACUGUCACCAAGUUCACGUUAA
Molecule: messenger RNA, 1110 nt
Organism: Cylicostephanus goldi
Lineage: Eukaryota; Metazoa; Nematoda; Chromadorea; Rhabditida; Strongylidae
Source: the annotation of a GenBank genome assembly